Molecule: messenger RNA, 1533 nt
Organism: Beauveria bassiana ARSEF 2860
Lineage: Eukaryota; Fungi; Ascomycota; Sordariomycetes; Hypocreales; Cordycipitaceae
Product: Cytochrome P450 CYP584G1
Exons: 4
Coding region: 1-1533 (510 amino acids)
Molecular function (GO): oxidoreductase activity, acting on paired donors, with incorporation or reduction of molecular oxygen, reduced flavin or flavoprotein as one donor, and incorporation of one atom of oxygen; iron ion binding; heme binding
Source: RefSeq, a predicted model, not a curated record
AUGAUAUUCUUGCUAGCUUCCGCUGGGCUCGUGGUAGCUUUGCUUGUCCUCCAGCAGGCAUGCCAGUCUAUCUCCUGGCAUGUCCGACACCAGAGAGCCAAAGCCGAGCACGGCUGCAAACCGCUGCGUCGCGCUCCUCAGAAGGACCCCUUCCUGGGGUUUGAUCACUUCCUGCGGCUUGCGCGCGCAGCCUAUGCAAAGACUUACCUCGAGACCUUCCAGCAAUGGUUCCUAGACGUCGGCUCUACUUUUGGCGUGAACCUCAUGGGCGACUAUGUCAUCUUUACCAACGACCCCAAGAACGUGCAAGCCCUUCUAGUGACCAAGUUUGCCGACUUUGAGCUAGGACAGCGCCGCCGCAACAACUCGUGGGAGCUGCUCGGCGUGGGCGUCUUCAACGCUGAUGGUGACGACUGGGCACACGGUCGCGCGCUGAUUCGGCCUAAUUUCACCCGCAAGCAGGUUGCCGACCUGGAGCUAUUUGAGAGGCACGUCCAGAAGUUGUUCAACGCCCUCCCUACCGAUGGGUCGCCCGUGGAUAUGCAAGAAAUGGUCUUUCGCUUUGCAAGUUCCUUUUCACCCGCAACUCUCUUUGUUGAAGUGUCCCUGUCCGCUAACGAUGGACACAUCCUCCUCCCGAGUGCCACCGAUGUCGCGCGCAAGUUCUCCUGGGCGUUUGAAAAGGGCAUUGACGGCAUUUCUCAGCGCAUUCGCCUCGGAAAGUUUGCCAAGUUCUUUUACGACUCCCAGUAUACCAAGGCUUGCCGUUUUGUCCACGACUACAUUGAUGUUAUAGCCAUCAGGGCGGCACAGCGGGCAAAGGAGCGGCAGGAAGAAAGAAGCUCACAGGACUCGCAGCACCACGACAAGGGCGGGGAGCGGUAUACGUUUCUCAAGGCCUUGGCUGCGACCGGCGCGCCGCCCAAGAUAAUCCGCGACCAAGUUCUAAAUACCUUAGUUGCUGCGCGCGACACCUCCGCGUGCCUUAUAAGCGUGGCUGUUUUCGAAAUGGCACGACGGCCAGACUAUCAGGCUCGUAUUCGGCAGGAGAUUUUUGAACACAUGGGCAGUGAGCCCCCCACCUUUGAUGGUCUCAAGUCGCUUGUGUUUCUGGGCUACUUUAUCAAAGAGUGCCUCCGUAUGUACCCUCCCAUCCCCCUCAACCAGCGCAUGGCCAAAAACGACACGGUGUUGCCCAUGGGAGGCGGCACUGACGGCACGUCCCCCAUUUUCAUUGCCAAGGGUCAGAUGGUGGUCUACCAGGUCUACUCUAUGCACCGCCGCGAAGACCUCUGGGGAGCAGAUGCAGGGGCUUUCCGCCCUGAGCGGUGGGAGACUUCUCGCGCCACGUUUGAGUACCUACCCUUUAACGCCGGACCACGGAUCUGUCCGGGACAGCAGUUUGCGAUAGUAGAGACGAGUUACAUGCUUAUACGUCUACUACAAGCGUAUGGCAGGAUUAUACCCCGAGAUAAUAACAGUCCCUGGCAGGAGCGCCUAACUUUGACAUGCGCUACCAUUAUUGAGACUUGA